Molecule: messenger RNA, 2676 nt
Organism: Capronia coronata CBS 617.96
Lineage: Eukaryota; Fungi; Ascomycota; Eurotiomycetes; Chaetothyriales; Herpotrichiellaceae
Product: STE/STE20/PAKA protein kinase
Exons: 3
Coding region: 1-2676 (891 amino acids)
Biological process (GO): protein phosphorylation; intracellular signal transduction; regulation of MAPK cascade
Cellular component (GO): cytoplasm
Molecular function (GO): protein serine/threonine kinase activity; ATP binding
Source: RefSeq, a predicted model, not a curated record
AUGGCCUCAACGCAGGAGAAUAACUUCUACAGUGCUGGCCAGUUCAUGAAUCCAGGCCCGGCCCCUCGUCCCCCUACCGAUCGGCCUCGACACAUCGACCUCCAGCGAUCCAACACCUCUCUAGCGACCACUACCUUUGACUCUAUGUCUCUGGGCACCCCCGUCUCCCCAGCGAUCAGUACCCCCAGUGCGCCAUACUUCGCCAACAACAGUUCUCUGUCGCUUGUAGGGCCUGGGAAAUCGUCAACAUCCAUUACAAUCAUUAAAGAGGGCUAUGUGCGCUGCAAAGAAGACAAGUUCCUGGCACAAUGGAACCAACGAUACCUGAUUCUUCGAGAGUUCAGAUUGGAUUUCCUCAAGAAUGAAAAUGGAAAAGUGAUGCAGACCAUCAAUUUGAACACCAUCACCGGCGUUACACGAUCGGAAGAUACUCGGAUGGCCUUCGAAAUCACCAGGAUCUCCAAUCCCAAAGAAGCGAACGGCAAGAUCAUCAUGAGCCGAGACUUACCCACCCGGACCAUAACGUGUGAAGUCCAUAAUGACGACGAAAUCUACGACUGGAUUGACAAGAUCUACGAAAGAUGCCCAGGCAUGGGGGGUGUCAGCAACCCGACCAAUUUCAGCCAUCGCAUCCAUGUCGGCUUCGAUUCACAAACCGGUGGCUUCACUGGACUGCCUCAAGAGUGGGAGAAGCUUUUAAACAACUCGGCUAUCACGAGAGACGACUACAAGAAGAAUCCUCAAGCGGUCAUUGAAGUGCUCCAGUUCGUUUCCGACCAGAAAAUGCGGGAGCAGCAUCCAGAAAUGUAUUCCCAUGGCAUGGUCACUCCUCCAGCGUCUCAACCCAAUAAGCAGCUUGGUUAUCCCGCCAGCGGUAACAGUGUUGUUCCUCCGAGGCCGGCUCCCCCAUCAGAUGCACAGCGAUACAAUGCGAACCAGUUUAUGAACAAAUACCAGGAUGGCCAGGGCCGGUCGGGUACGCCGCCUCUCAAGCCCCAGUUGCAACGAACGCAGACCGACAAGGGCUCUUACGACAUGGAGGCCGAUGCUACACGAAUCAAAGAAAUCGCCGUGCAAGAACAGAAGCGCCGUCAACUGGAGGCCGAGGCCAAACGAACUCGGGAUGUGGAGAGACAGCGGGAGCAGGAACGAGAAGAAGCAGCAGAGCGAAGUCGUCGAGAACAAGAAGCAUACAAUGCGUCCUUGCCCAAGGCCCGCCCACCGCUGGCUCAACAAGAGGUUGGAGGCUUCACAGGUGGUCCUGAGCGUACACCAAAUAGACAAGACCCCAGAUACAAUCCUGCAAGAGCGGCGCCAAGUGCUCCUCAGCAGUCACCCUCCGGUGGUCUCCGACAACAACCUGUUGCGCAGAGACCGGCGCCCUCUGCACCUCCGACCAGCAACUCUCAAAGAUCGAUUCCUCAAUCCUCAGCGGGUCAGAGUUCCCUCCGCUCACCAGACAGUAGAGGUCGAGAGCGACAGCCUUCACCGAAUGCGCGAUACCAACCAGAACGAGAGGCGCCGCGCAAGGACGGAGCGCUGAAACAGCAACCUAACGGCAUCAAUGGACAAGGGCCAAGCCGCACGCCAGGAUCUGUGCAGCAACCAAAGCCCCUGAAUGUUGCAAAGCAAGCGCAAGCCAAAACUGCGACCGAUCCGCGCAAAGAUGCCGAGAUCGCGUUGACUGCCAAGAAGCCCGUUGAGGAACGAGCAAAGGAGGUUCGCAUGUCAAGCAUGACUGAGAGCGAGGUCAUGGCCAAGCUCAAGCAGGUCGUCUCCAAGGACAACCCUAUGGACUCCUACAGCAAGCAGAAGAAGAUCGGCCAGGGGGCUUCCGGUUCGGUUUACGUCGCCAGAGUCAAGGAAAGCGCCAACUCUCCUGUCGCACGGGAAAUCUACCGUACACACGGCCCCAAGGGUCAGGUUGCUAUCAAGCAGAUGGAUCUUCGAAAUCAGCCACGCAAAGAGCUCAUCGUCAAUGAGAUCAUCGUCAUGAAGGACUCGAAGCACCCGAACAUCGUCAACUUCCUUGACUCCUUUCUGCAGGAACAGAACAACGAACUCUGGGUGGUGAUGGAAUUCAUGGAAGGUGGCGCACUCACCGACAUCAUUGACAACAAUCCAGUGAUCACAGAAGACCAGAUUGCGACAAUCUGCUUCGAGACCUGCAAAGGCCUUGCUCAUUUGCAUUCCCAGGACAUCAUCCACCGAGACAUCAAGAGUGACAAUGUGUUGCUCGACCGUGUGGGAAAUGUCAAGAUCACGGAUUUCGGAUUCUGUGCUAAGCUCACCGAAUCGAAGAGCAAGCGCGCAACCAUGGUUGGCACACCUUACUGGAUGGCGCCCGAGGUUGUGAAGCAAAAAGAAUAUGGUCCCAAAGUUGACAUCUGGUCGCUUGGUAUCAUGGCUAUUGAGAUGAUCGAAUCCGAGCCGCCAUAUCUGAACGAGGAACCGUUGAAGGCACUCUUCCUGAUUGCAACCAACGGCACCCCUCGCCUGAAGAAUCCCAACAAGCUGUCACGAGAACUCAAAGCAUUCCUGAGCGUUUGUCUGUGCGUCGAUGUUAGAAGCCGCGCCAGCGCAGACGAACUGUUACGCAACGAGUUUAUGCGCAUGGGGUGCAGUCUUGCCAGUCUGAGUGAACUGCUCAAAUGGCGGGAAAAGGGUCGCCAAUAA